GCCGUAUUUAACAACCGUGUCUGAAGAGAAACGGUUUAAUAUUUUGUAACGUCUGUUAAAAUAGUUGUGCUGGAAAAAUAAAGGCAAGAUGCAGUGGAAACCUAUGGAAAUUAAUCCUUCUAUGUUGAGCAAAGCUAUCGAGGAUCUGGGUGUGUCUGGCUGCUGUUGUGAAGACAUCCUAGGUCUAGAAGAAGCAUCUCUGGCGAAUGUUCGUGGUUCACCUCUUUCGUUGAUUCUCCUGUUCCCGCUCACGUCAGAGCAUGCUGCCUUUAGACAACAGCAGGUAAAAGAACUAACUGAGAAGCAACCAAGUGGCUCUGGGAUCUACUUUAUGAAACAAACUAUAGGGAAUUCGUGUGGAACAAUUUGCCUGUUGCAUUCAGUUGCAAACAACCAGACUAAACUAAAAUUUAAAGAUGGAUCUCCAUUGAAAAAGUUCUUGUCUGAAACUGCUAAUCAGUCUCCAGAAGAUCGUGCAAAACAUCUAGAAAAGUGUGAGGACAUUCGUCGGAUUCAUGAUGCUGUUGCAGAUGAAGGUCAAUGUAGAGUUGCAGAAGGAAAGAACUUCCAUGCUGUAGCUUUUGUCAAUGUAAAUGGAACUCUAGUUGAAUUUGAUGGUCUUGAGCCCAGCCCAAUUUACCAUGGAAAAACUUCAGAUGACCAUCUGCUCUUGGAUGCUGCUAAAAUAUGCAGGCAGUUCACACAGCGUCAGCCUGGCGAAGUCCAUUUUUCAGCCGUUGCUAUCUGCAAGUCUCCUUGAAGUAGCACUUGGGAAUCUCAUUAGUUUGCACUUGUUUUACUGUGACUUAUGGACAAUUGUACUCCUUUAAUGUUAGUCAGUUUGCAUAGUUGCAGCUUUGUUAAUGGCAAAUGUGAAAGAUGUUUGUUUAUGCUGGCUUGUUAAAUGCCUUUGAGGUGUUCACUUUUUUGCCUUUUUUCACUUGUGCCUGAAAAUGGAAGCAGUUCUUACUGUGUGUUGGAACAAAAUUAAAAUCUUAUUGAUAAAUGCA
Molecule: messenger RNA, 1010 nt
Organism: Protopterus annectens (West African lungfish)
Lineage: Eukaryota; Metazoa; Chordata; Ceratodontiformes; Protopteridae
Gene: UCHL1
Product: ubiquitin C-terminal hydrolase L1
Exons: 9
Coding region: 89-760 (223 amino acids)
Biological process (GO): protein deubiquitination; ubiquitin-dependent protein catabolic process
Cellular component (GO): cytoplasm
Molecular function (GO): cysteine-type deubiquitinase activity
Source: RefSeq, a predicted model, not a curated record